Messenger RNA from Tarenaya hassleriana, 1894 nucleotides. Its product is annotated as glucan endo-1,3-beta-glucosidase 3. Gene Ontology annotation, cellular component: plasma membrane. Bases 185 to 1684 code for a protein of 499 amino acids. NCBI's taxonomy places the organism in Eukaryota, Viridiplantae, Streptophyta, Magnoliopsida, Brassicales, Cleomaceae. Gene Ontology annotation, biological process: carbohydrate metabolic process. Gene Ontology annotation, molecular function: hydrolase activity, hydrolyzing O-glycosyl compounds. The transcript has 5 exons. The record is from RefSeq and is a predicted model, not a curated record.
UUCUCUCUCUCUCUCUCUCUCUCUCUCUCUCUCUCUCUCUCUCUCUCAAAGACACCCCCCACCCUUUACCCUGAAAAUAUCGAAUAAAUUUAUUGGCGAGAUUUUGUGUCGUGGGUCACUUGGCUUCUUCGAGCGCUGUCUUGUUCGUAUGGUUCUGAAGAGACUUUGAUUCCAGGGUCCAUCAAUGGCUGCCCUUCUUUUCCUUCUCGUCUUCCUCUCUUCUGCCUCCGCUCUCUCUGAAGAUGCUUUCGUAGGUGUAAACAUUGGUACGGACCUCACAGACAUGCCUAGUCCCACCCAAGUGGUUGCUCUUCUCAAAACACAGAACAUUCGCCACGUCCGGCUCUAUGACGCUGACCGUGCAAUGCUCUUAGCCCUCGCCAACACUGGCAUUGAGGUCAUUGUCUCCGUCCCCAAUGACCAACUCCUCGGGAUUGGCCAGUCAAACGCAACCGCAGCCAACUGGGUCACGAGAAAUGUUGCAGCCUAUGUCCCGGCCACCAAUAUAACUGCUGUUGCGGUUGGGUCAGAGGUUCUCACGACAGUUCCAAAUGCAGCCCCUGUCCUUGUCUCGGCCCUCAAGUAUCUCCAGUCGGCUCUUGUUGCGGCCAAUCUUGACCGUCAGAUCAAAGUUUCGACCCCUCAUUCUUCUUCCAUCAUUCUUGAUUCUUUUCCACCGUCACAGGCGUUCUUCAACAAAACUUGGGAGCCAGUAAUAGUGCCUCUCCUGAAGUUUCUGCAGUCUACAGGAUCGUAUCUGAUGCUCAACGUUUACCCUUACUACGACUACGUUCAAUCCAAUGGCGUGAUUCCUCUGGAUUAUGCACUUUUCCGCCCUCUCCAGGCCAACAAAGAAGCUGUGGAUGCCAACACUUUGUUGCACUACACCAACGUCUUUGAUGCGGUGGUGGAUGCAGCCUACUUUGCAAUGUUAUAUCUAAACUUCACCAACGUUCCAAUUGUGGUAACUGAAUCUGGAUGGCCCUCAAAGGGUGGUCCGUCUGAACGGGAUGCCACUACUGACAACGCUAACACUUACAACAGCAACCUGAUCGGACACGUUCUCAACAACACUGGAACUCCUAAACACCCGGGGAUCGCUGUUAGCACCUAUCUCUACGAGCUCUACAAUGAGGAUUCACGUCCUGGACCUGUUUCCGAGCAGAAUUGGGGACUCUUCUACUCAAAUGGAACGCCCGUUUAUGAGUUGCGUUUGGCAGGUGCUGGAACAGUACUGGCCAAUGACACGACUAACCAGACGUUUUGUGUUGCCAAGGAAAGCGUUGAUAAGAAGAUGCUUCAGGCCGCCUUGGACUGGGCCUGCGGUCCCGGCAAAGUCGACUGCUCGCCGUUGCUGCAGGGUGAGCCGUGUUAUGUGCCGGACAGCGUGGUUGCGCAUUCGUCUUAUGCGUUUAACGCUUAUUAUCAGAAGAUGGCUAAGUCUCCAGGAAGUUGUGAUUUCAAGGGAGUGGCAACUGUCACCUCUACUGAUCCAAGCCAUGGCUCGUGCGUUUUCCCUGGAAGUUCCGGCAGAAAUGGGACGCACGGAAACACCACGGCACAUGCGCCUUCGGCAAACUCUUCCACCUCCGGCUGCCUCCCCCGGUUCAAUCACCACUGCCCGUCUUUUGCUAACUCUGCGGUUCUCGUUCUUCUGCUCAUCAUUGCCCCAGUGUUCUUGUAGAGGACUCAAUUCUUCUUUCGUUUUAUUUUUUCUUGCGAGUGUUUCUGGAACAGUGGGAUAAAAGAACCCCCGGGUGUUGUACUAUUGUGUACCCAAUUUUGUUCUGAUGCUCUCCUUAACCGGAGGUCUCUUGGGGUAGUAGCUCUUAGAUUUCAGGGGUAUAUAGUAAUCAGUCACAGUUCCAGUGAGCUGAACAUUCGAUUCUUUUAA